Oreochromis aureus is the source of this 1825-nucleotide messenger RNA. It is a transcript of the gene syt1b, whose product is annotated as synaptotagmin Ib. The transcript has 10 exons. Gene Ontology annotation, biological process: synaptic vesicle endocytosis; calcium ion-regulated exocytosis of neurotransmitter; cellular response to calcium ion. Bases 391 to 1620 code for a protein of 409 amino acids. The record is from RefSeq and is a predicted model, not a curated record. Gene Ontology annotation, molecular function: calcium-dependent phospholipid binding; phosphatidylserine binding; syntaxin binding. NCBI's taxonomy places the organism in Eukaryota, Metazoa, Chordata, Actinopteri, Cichliformes, Cichlidae. Gene Ontology annotation, cellular component: synaptic vesicle membrane; axon; dense core granule.
CACACCUGCACUGUUCUUCUUUAUGUGUAAGAACGCACAAGACACAAAAACAAAAGGACAACGGCCAGCGUAGUGGUCCUUACCUCACCGUUCUCAUCUGCGUCUCGUGUUCUGUCAUCUUUUAUCUUCCUCCUGCAUUUUUGUGUAAGAAUUGCCGGCAAGUCCGAAUAUUGCUGCUGGGACGCUUUAAUACAGCUCAUUGUGGAACAGCAGAGGUCCACGCAUGACGCUUCAACCUCCCACCUCACCAAACACCUCCAUGUCAGCAGUUUGGCAGAAAGAGAGAGAGAGAGAGCAGCUUUCACAUCCUGUUUUCAAGUGUUUUUGCCAGGCCAGCAGAAACAAGAGAAGUCAUUUCACACUGAUGUUUCUGUCGUCACUCUUCUAAUAAUGACUGGGAACCGCCGAGUUGAACCAAGCACCUCAGCUACCCCUACCCAUCUGCCAAAUGCAACUACCACGGCGGGCCAAAAACAAUCUGAAGGCCACAGUCUUAAUAAGUUCAUGAGUGAACUUCACAGUAUCCACAUGCCAUCAUGGGCUGUCGCUGCCCUUUGUAUCGUGAGCCUGUGCAUGGUGCUGUCCUGUGCUGUGUGCAUGUGGAAGAAGUUCCUAAAAAAGGGGGACAAGGGCAAAGAAAAGGACAAGAAAAAGGGGACAGAGAAGAGUAAGGGAGGUUUUGACACUGAAAUGGAUGGAGGUUACAAUGAGUCCCUGAAAGAUGAAUGUGACAAAGAAACAGAGCUGUCAGAUAACGAGCCCAAGGAAGACGAGAAGCUGGGCAGACUACAUUUCACAUUAGACUACAAUUUCACAGAUAAUACGCUGGUGGUAGGCAUCUUGCAGGCUGCAGAGCUACCUGCGAUGGAUGUGGGAGGAAGUUCUGACCCUUACGUUAAACUCUAUCUGCUACCAGACAAAAAGAAAAAGUUUGAAACCAAAGUUCAUAGAAAGACCUUAGAACCCAACUUCAAUGAGACUUUCACAUUUAAGGUACCAUACACUGAGCUGGGCGGGAAGACCCUUGUGAUGACUGUGUAUGACUUUGACCGUUUCUCAAAACAUGAUGCUAUUGGAGCUGUGAAGAUACCCAUGAGCAGUGUGGACUUCAGCCAGUCUCUGCAAGAGUGGAGGGACCUGCAGAAGGCAGAGAAGGAGGAGAGUGAACGGCUUGGAGACAUAUGUUUGUCCUUGAGGUAUGUCCCUACAGCAGGGAAGCUGACAGUGGUGAUUUUGGAGGCCAAAAACCUGAAGAAAAUGGAUGUGGGCGGAUUAUCAGAUCCUUAUGUGAAGAUCCACUUAAUGCAGAAUGGGAAAAGACUCAAGAAAAAGAAAACAACAAUUAAGAAAAACACUUUGAACCCUUACUACAAUGAAUCCUUCAGCUUUGAAGUACCUUGUGAACAGAUAGAGAAGGUGCAGGUAGCGGUGACUGUGCUCGACUAUGACAAGAUUGGGAAGAAUGAUGCUAUCGGGAAGGUGUUGCUGGGCGGGAACAGCACUGGAACUGAGGAACGCCAUUGGUCAGACAUGCUGGCCAACCCCCGGCGGCCAAUAGCCCAAUGGCAUAGCCUUCAACCUGAAGAUGAAGUCAAUGCACUAAUUUCCAACAAGAAAUGAAACCCUGGUGGGAUAUAAAAUCCAGCAUUUACCUCAAAUACUUCUAAUGUUUGUUCCUUUAGAAUGUUAAGCAGCUUAACUGACUAAUUCUACCCAGUGACAACUUGCUUUAGCCAUGACAAUAUCCAAGUCUUUAAAAGAGACUGAAGGCUUUUCAUUCCCUCCUCCUGCUUCUGCCUUAACAAAGAUGCAUCACUAUGUACAG